Molecule: messenger RNA, 4423 nt
Organism: Aplysia californica (California sea hare)
Lineage: Eukaryota; Metazoa; Mollusca; Gastropoda; Aplysiida; Aplysiidae
Product: ankyrin repeat and SOCS box protein 8
Exons: 2
Coding region: 127-1152 (341 amino acids)
Biological process (GO): intracellular signal transduction
Molecular function (GO): protein binding
Source: RefSeq, a predicted model, not a curated record
UAUUUACGUCGCCAUUUUUGUUGUUAUCUGGGGCUGGUACUGCAGGUUGAUGCGGAGGACAGGGAGAGAAGAAUGCAUGGGUCAGAUGUGUCCAGCCAUUGAAGCCAUACCCUUCUGAGCUCCAGGAUGGAUUCUGGAGUGCUGGGCUUAGACAGCCCUCCCACCCCAACUUUGGUUCUGGGACCAAAUUACUCCAUGGAUGUGGGCCAUGUGAAUAGCAAGGGCAGCCCCACUCGCGUUUUAGACUGCAAGCAAAGUUCACAGUCUACAACGUUUGAGACUUCAAACAGAUAUGUCCAGUCUUUCUUGUGUUAUGAAAUAUUUGCUGCAAUAGAGAUAGGUUCCCUGACAAGAGUUCGGAAUGUGCUUUUGUCAUAUCCUGAUCUUGAUUUCAACUUUCAUAUCAAGGAUGUUACCCCUUUAUCUCUUAGUUUAUACAGAAGAAGGUUUGAAAUAUUUCAACUGUUUCUGAGGCAUCAAGAUAAGAUGGGCAACUUGAAUUUAGAUAUGAUCAGCAAGGAUAGUCUUGGGCGUAUGGAACCACCAAUCAUCACAGCGUGCCGACUCCACUUUCUGGAAGGUGUGGUAACAUUAGUGACCAAAGGUGCGGACAUUGACAUGACAGACAAUCAAGGUCACACAGCUUUGUGGGUGGCAUCACGACAGCAGAUGCCGGAUUUAGUGGACUACCUUAUUAGUAAUGGUGCCAGUGUCAGUAAAAUGGACAAGUUUGGUUGCACUCCUCUUCUCACAGCCCUCAUGUAUCGUGUCAGCUCCAUGAUCAUAAGAACCCUAAUCAUCCACGGAAGUCCAUUGACAGCUCCAGUUCAAUGGUCGUCUGCAGAACAAUCUCCACUUUUCUGGGCAACAAAGAAUGGAAAUCUUGAAAUUGUGAAGCUAAUGCUCCAGGCAGGGGUUGGAAUUUGGGAGACCCGUGCUGUGAGAAUAGCUUUGUCCAAUAGUGAUGUUGACUCUGAGAUUCUCGAUCUGCUAGAUGCAGAAACACAGUGCCCUCCAUCACUUCAGCAUCAAUGCAAGACUGUUCUUAGGACAACCAUAAGGCAUGUGGGGCAGGGUAAAAAUUUUAUCAAAAGCAUGCAAUGCUUGCCUUUACCGUCCAGUAUCAUUCAAUAUCUUCUCCUUUUCAGAUGAUGGUAUGUUGUGCUUUCAUGAAAGUGCUCAUUUUAUAAGAUUGCAUGUGCUGUCUUUUGGUGUAAUUUUGAGAGAUAUAUAUAUAUAUAUAUAUAUAUAUAUAUAUAUAUAUAUUUGUGUGGAAAGUAUGAUACUCACUUUAUCCAUAAUAUCCAUAAAGAAUGAAGAAGAGAACAAUGUGUGUAAACUUAACUGCUUGUGAACUUGUGCUAGGAAAAGUUUUCACUGUCCUACAGUCAUCCAAAGUGAUCACCUGUAAGAUGCAGCAAAAUCUAAAAAUUUGUCCUAAUUUAGCUGUGCUAUCAUUCCGUAGUCUUCUAGUGUGUUAAGUUUGGUGGAUGAUAGUACCACCUGUUUGUUUUAUGUUUUUAUAAGUGUUUUCUUGUUUUGUUUUUUGUGUGUGACUUAUUGGAAGGUAGUGCCUGAUGGAACAUCUUUGCAGAGUAGAACAGUAACAGGAAACUUGAAAAGUUGGUUGACCAAGGGGAAAAUCAGACUGAGAAAAGCAGACAAGUUAAGCAACAAGGAAAGACCGUGAUAGUGAAAUCAGCCAAAGUCAUGUCAAGCCGUAUUUUGCUCACUCUACAUGAUAUAUUACAGUUACAGUACAUGCAAUGUUUUGCAGGACAAAAUUUUUUGUUUCCUCAGUUUCUGCCUUUUUCUGCUUUCUUUCUUGUUCCGUGUUGUGUCUUCUUUUGUUUAUAUGCGCCGUACAUGGUCAGUUUUACUCUAAAGGGGCUUCGUUUUAGAAGAAAAAAUUGUGAAAUUUACUAGGUAGGGCCUAUAUAUUUAAGAUAGUGCACUUUUUCUAUGAAAGUUAAAUGACUACUCUAGUAAGACGUUUGUCUUUUUGUUUUUCUUUUUAAAAAAAUUUUAUCAGGAAAGUUAAGUUGUGGUGUACAUAAAAGUUUGUAGAUACGUGGAACUGGACAUGGUUCUCAUCUGAUACUUGUAAAGAUGUUUCGCCUAAGUUUGGUGCAAUAUCUUAAACCAUGUAUCUGUAUUGGAAAAAAAAUGCAGCUACAUGAUUUUAGACUUACAUGGGCAAUCGUUCAUGUCAUGUGGGCCUCUAAAUCAUAAAACAAAAAGUGCUUUUGAUAUGAAUAGAUUAAAGUUUUUUUUUACUUUUGCAAUAUUUGAAUGUUGUGGUGAACUUAUGGUGCUUUGUGUGUGAAUUUUUUUUAAAAAUUGUUCAUUGUUUUGUGGGUUUUAUUUCGCAAAGUUGUUAAUGUUAUUGUUUAUUUUCCCUUUAAGACUGAUAGUAUUGGUGCUUCUGAAAUUAGGUGUAAUUUGAAAUAGCUAUUUGAUAUAUAUAUGUAUUAUGUUUUUUGUGGUAGAUCCUUUAAAAUAUGACAAUGUUGUGUGGAACAGCAUCGUCUGUUUCAUUUAAAGUAAUUCAUUUCAUUUAUCUGAUAAAUGCUUGCAAGUUUCACGUCAUAUUAUAAUUAUAUUGUCUUUUGAUAUUUGAUGUGGUGAAAGUGGUAGAAUCGUUUAUUUUGUAUGCGUGGAAGUCUUUUGUGUGGUCUUAGAAGUGAGUGUAAAAUCAUUUCAGUGAGAUUAUUAACCAACAAGAUACUGAAUGUUUAUAUGUAUUAGUGGGACUGUUCAGAAUCAGAGGUGAAUUAUGUAACUUUUUGUGAAUGAAGAUGUAUGCAGAACUAAGAGAGUUCGAGCUGUAUACCUUGUUUUUGUCCCUUUUGACAUGCAAAGAUAUUGCCUUUACAAAAUAGGAUGCACCAUGUUGUUCCUGCUUCAUUUUGAGUUGCAAGGUAAAGUUUUUCUUUUUUAAUAUAUUCUUUGCUUUCACAAAUUCAUAAUUAUGUUUGUAUUUCACCAAUCAGAAUCAAAGGGAAUAUUAUGGUUAAAGUGAAUUUGAGAGUUUUUCAAGCAACUUGCAUGCCCUAUUUGCUAGAGGUGUUCUAUGUCCAGUUCAAGAAACAAAUCCUUCUCCUAACAAAACCGAAUAAAUUAAUUCACACUGUCCUUUCAGACUUUUUCCCCCGAAAUAUACAUGUCUUUGGGAUAUGGUAUUUCAAUGCUCAAGUAUAGUGAGGUGUGAAAAAUUAAAAGGUAACCAGUGCUCCUUUCUUAAAAGUCUUUGUCGAUCUCUCUCUCUAUAUAUAUAUAUCUAGUGGCGCUAACCUUUGCAUUACUUUUUAAAAGAAACCACCUGCUCUCCCGUUCUCAAAAUGAGAGGUGAAAUUAGUAUUCUUGCAAACAUACAUACAAAGCCUGGUUUUCGUGAUUUUGAACUUCUGAAUUUUUAAAAUUGUAGAUUUUGAUUGCUGUGUAUAGUCUCCAACUCCACUUUUUAACGAUGAGUUCAGCAGAGGUUCGCAGCUGUAUGGAUAAAAGCAAACAUAAAUCUUUCAAGUGCACCAGACAUAUUGCUGAUACUUUUUGUCCUUACAUACACUUCUUUUAAAGGAAUUUAAUGUCCAAUUUAUUUCUUCUGUUGAGACUGAAUACAUUGCAACGAGGUGUUGUGUUCUUAAGUGAUCCAGCCACUUGCAGUUCCAAAUGCUUAUUGUAUACACUGUUCAAAGAAAUAAAUAGUAUAGUGAAAACUCCAUUUUGCGAGGGCAGCUUGCAAUAGAUUUACAAGCACAUUGUGCUUAAAAACAUUGCUGUCAGUUAAUAGUUUUUACUAGACUGAUUCAGUUUUGGGAAUGGUCUCAUGUUUAGAAAAUGGACUGCACUUGCAGGUGUUCUAAUCUCUUUUAUGUUUUUUUCUGCAGCAAUUUCUAUUUCAUAAUCAUUCAUUUUACACAUGGUACAGCAGGUGAAGAUUAGUCGUUUGUUUUUUUUAAAUUUGAAAAGAUAUUCUGAAUUCUAAUCUCUGACAGUUGAGAUAACAAAAAUGUUGCAAAAUCAGCACAUAUUGAGAGUUAGAAGAAACGAAAUUAUCACUGUGAUUUUCAGUAUAUCACUUUGUUUUGUUCUCAUUUUUACCACUCAAAAUGACAUUCAUUUUUUUUUAUACCCCAUAUAUGUUUUGACUUUUAAAACAUUUUGCAGAGAAAUAGAAUUGUUUGAAUGCCACACUGUUCAGCCUUAAUGGACAAACAACCCACAGUUUUUGCACCCCCCGAAUCGAGAAAUGUUUUAGUACAUUUCUUUCUUUAAGGGUUGUUUCAUUUAUUAAGUCAGAUAAGAAAAUGUGAAAGUUACUUGUACAGUCACAAGGUGCUGCUAACCUUUAUUUGACAUAGCCUAUCCAAACAUGUGGACGGACAUGCUUAUUAAACUUGGGGACCCCCCCCCCCCCCCC